AUGAUCACACUCGAAGGACCUGAAGAUUGGUAUGGCUGGAAUCAAUGGAUUCGAAGCAUGGUACACUACGCUCGUCUUGAUGAGGUCAUCCUCAAGGGCACGGCCGCUCGCCCAAAGAUGCCACAGCUGCCAGACAUCUGGGUGUAUUUAGAUAACUAUCUCGCUGCGGGAAAGGAGAUUCCCGAAUCCCUUGAAAGAGGAAAAGACUAUCCUUUUUCUGAAAUAUUCCACUUGCUGACAGAGGAAGGAGUGGUUGCUUACCGGUUUGCCGUCGACGACAUCAUGCUCAGCCUCAUCGCUCCCUUUCAUAUUCAAGCAAUAGUUCCCCGCCAAACCGCCAACAGCAUCAUGCGCUCCGGAGCAGCCUUGGCCCUGUUUUUCGGGUUCGUCCCGGUCCUGGUGUCCUCCCUCGGUUUGGAUGCCGACGAUGUGCCUAUUACAUGCGCCGCCAUCUGCGGCCCACUUGUGCAGCUGAGCUUUGCCUGCGACGUUGACGACGACCUUGUCGGAGAUCGACAGGAGGAGCUCUUGGAGCGGCAGUGCAUCUGCGGUAACACCACAUUCAACGUCGCUGCCACCACGGCUGACUGCGCUGUCUGCGUCGGACAAAAUGCGAUCGAUAGAGAUGAUUUGGAAGAUGUCAACGAGAUCCUUAUCGCAUGCGGCUUUGUAUGA
This is a messenger RNA of Parascedosporium putredinis, 675 nucleotides long. Lineage: Eukaryota; Fungi; Ascomycota; Sordariomycetes; Microascales; Microascaceae. The record is from the annotation of a GenBank genome assembly.